GCGGGAGCGGCGGCGGGAGGAGCGGAGGGGCCGUGCGCCCGGCUGGGCCUGCAGGGUUACUCCUGUAGCACGUGGAUCCAGAAGGUGACAAGUCUACAGAGGGUUGGCAGUCUUUUCUGGCUUGGGGAAAAUUUGAAAUUGGCUCAAAAUGAGUGCAAUAUUGGAAACCUCUGAGCUGCCAGCAGUGUUUGAUGGGGUGAAGCUGGCUGCAGUUGCUGCUGUGCUGUAUGUUAUUGUUCGCUGCUUGAAUUUAAAAAGCCCAACUGCCCCUCCUGAACUCAUUUACCAGGACUCUGCUUUGGCCCGCUUUCUACUCAAAUCCUGCCCACUUCUGACCAAAGAGUACAUUCCACCCCUGAUCUGGGGAAAGAGUGGGCAUAUCCAGACUGCCCUUUAUGGAAAAAUGGGGAGAGUGAGAUCACCACAUCCGUAUGGACUUCGCAAGUACCUCACGAUGCCAGAUGGAGCGACAGCCACGUUUGAUCUCUUCGAGCCACGGUCUGAGCACUGCAUUGGAGAGGAUGUCACGAUGGUGAUCUGCCCAGGGAUCGCCAACCACAGUGAGAAGCAGUACAUCCGCACCUUUGUCGACUAUGCCCAAAAAAAUGGGUACAGGUGUGCUGUCCUGAACCACUUGGGAGCCUUACCAAACAUCGAGCUCACUUCUCCACGAAUGUUCACGUACGGUUGCACCUGGGAAUUUGGUGCCAUGGUGAAUUACAUCAAGAAGACCUACCCUCAGACCCAGCUGGUGGUUGUGGGCUUCAGCCUGGGUGGAAACAUAGUGUGCAAAUACCUGGGAGAGAGCCAGGCCAACCAGGAGCGAGUCCUGUGCUGUGUCAGCGUGUGCCAGGGGUACAGUGCACUGAGGGCACAGGAAACCUUCAUGCAGUGGGAUCACUGUAGAAGAUUUUAUAACUUCCUCAUGGCAGACAACAUGAAAAAGAUCAUCCUUUCUCACAGGCAAGUUCUUUUUGGAGAUAACAUGAAGAAGCUACAUAGCCUGUCAGAUGCUGAUCUGAGCAAGCUCUAUACAGCAACAUCCCUUAUGCAGAUUGAUGACAACGUGAUGAGGAAGUUCCAUGGCUACAGCUCACUGAAGGAAUACUAUGAAAAGGAAAGUUGCCUGCAGUACUUACACGCGAUCUAUGUUCCUCUUCUGCUGGUUAAUGCUGCUGAUGACCCUCUUGUCCAUGAGAGCCUCCUAUCAAUUCCAAGAGCUCUUUCAGAGAAAAAAGAAAAUGUCAUGCAUGUGCUGCCCCUUCAUGGAGGCCACCUGGGAUUCUUUGAGGGGUCUGUACUGUUCCCAGAACCUCUUACCUGGAUGGAUAAGCUCGUGGUACAGUAUGCCAAUGCCAUCUGCCAGUGGGAGAAGACAAAGCCUCACUGCUCGGAUGCAGAGCAGGCCAUGUCUUCCCAGGAGUAAUUGACCCAAAGACUCUGGAUCACUUCAAUAUAUAUCUCCCCCUAUGGGAACAUCUUGUUCCCUCACCUGCUGCUUCAGGUUUCCAUUCUCCUUGAUAUCCUGUGGCUGGGGUUUGAUCACAAUGUUUUCUUCCAAAGUGGAGUUAAAGCAGAGGUUAACAUCUGGUCUGGGCAUUUUGGGGUGUAUAGUCACUUGGGUUUAUAACUUACUCCUCUGCUUGAGGAAUUAGGUUGCUGACUGUGGCUUGUUACAGGGCAACUGAGCUAAAGAUUGCUUGCUUUAAUAUAACAGAAGUUUCAAAUAUCAAAAUCUCUUUACCUGAUGGUCAGAAACUUGAUCUGCAGCAUUUGUUUAAGUGUAAAUGACCAGGUAAUGAUCACUCUGCCCCCUGUUCUGGUGCUGGAAAAUACCUGUACCAAGCCACAAGCCAGUAAAUGUUCAGUCUGUAAGCCACUACACUGUGGCUUGGAAAAACAGAUGCUUGACUGCAAGUGGAGUUUCAGCUUUGCACCAUCUCAAGGGAAACCUUGUAGUUCCUAGGAAUGCACUUGCACAAGUGAAUCACUUUAAAAAAUAUUCAAUUUUCUAUGCUUCAGCUGUCUGUGGUUUGGGGUGGCUUUAUACUGGGACUCCAAGUAGGGAAGAGCUGCAGCCUGGUAAUGCCAGUUAAUGUUUCUAUGUGUAAACAUUUUCUCACUUCAGUUACCUUGUCAUUUUUUGCCUCUCUUUAAAUGCAGUCAUCUUUUCAGUACUGGAUUCUUUGUUUGACCCAGGGCUGGCUCUGGCUUCCAAAUGGAAACCCAUGAUCAAGAAUCUGCAGGAUUUUUCCAUGAGAUUGAUCUGUUUGAAAGAACAUUUCAUGGAGAGCUAUGUACUCUUAUGGAUUAAUUGCUGGGGGGGGGGGGAUGUAUCUCUUUAGAUUUAUUCACCUUAUGUCAUGGCAAAUAAUAUCAAAAUUCUUCCCCUUAACUUUCAGAGCAUCAAGUGGUUUUCAGACAUGACUUGCCUUACAGUUGAUGGGGAGCAGGAUGUGUCUAGCUCUGUGCAACUGAAAUGACAUCUUUGCAUUAGUGGCUCCCGUAAGACACUGGGCUCUGUCUUACUUGAAUUUCUUUUCCACACUGAGACAUCCCCUUCUAGUUUUAAUGUCCAAAGUGAGGUGUGAAAGUUGGUUGCAGGAAAGAUGCCUACUCACUUGUGCUUUUCCUUCAAGUGGCUGUUGUGGCCUGUGCCAAGAUGGUUAUUAAAGAGUCUAGUCUAUCUCCUGGAGGGAAAGUUGUCCCAAGACAAUCUGGAGACUGAAACUUUGUGGUAAAAGAAUCUUUUUUACUGUUUGCUCUGUCAAUAUUGUAGUUUCAUUAAUCCAUCUUUAGGACUUCUUUAUCAUGGUGUCAGUGAAAUUCUUUUCCUUUCACACUUCCCACAUCAGCACUUUAUUGCUUCAGCCUUGGUCUGUGUUCCAGGCACUUUAAUUUAUAGCUUAAGGGUGAAACAAGCAGCAAGACUUCAGACUGGUAAUACAGGGGAACAAGCCUUCUGGACUGCCCUGUCCCUGAACUUCAGGAGAGCAGAGAGAGGUGGGGUUUUGGUUUAAUAAAGCAAUAAUUAACUAUUGUAGCAAAGGUGCAUCGUCCUAUCAGGAAAUUUUUCAUUUGCCUUAGGCCAGACACCUUGGCCUGUUACAAUGAACUGUGGAUAUCUGCACAUUCUCCUUGUUAGUAAAUCCAGGUUUUCUUUUUUUUCUUCAAAGAAAAAUGAAACCAAGUAAAGCUAUAGCAAGACUUGGCUGUGCUUGUGGCUGUUCCUUAAGAACUAUUUUAGGGCAUCAGUUAGCAAGGAUAUUCUUAGCUGAUGGAUAUCUUGUCUCUGUGUUAUCCUCUUAUUCAUACUGCAUCACUAAAAUAUGUCAUAAAAGACAUUUCAGUUUUUUGCUUAAGUAGUGUUCAUGCAAUAUUCAUUGGUUGUGACUUAAAUAUCUUCUCGCUUCAGCAAAAUGGAGUGUAAACAACACUUGUACACAUCAAAUAGAUACAGUAUAAAUUUAGGUGUCUCAGUCUCCUAAAAUGAGGUGAGCAACCAGGAAAUUCUCAAAGCAGCAGGAGCUGACUUUGUAUAAUCACACAGAUUUUACUUUCAAGUUAGAAGGUCUUCCUGAUGAAUACUCCUUCCUGCCCCACAAUCCAAGCCUUCAUACUUCAGAAGUGCCAGUGCUGUGGAUUCCCUGAAGCUCUCAAGAAGUAAUAUGGGUCUCUGUCUUGCUCCUUUGCCCUGUUUUUGCACUUGCAUCUAAAAGUGUUCAAAUUGCUUGUGACUUGACUGAUUCUGGCCUCUUUGGGGAAGAAGAGCUUUUGUCACGACUUGUUCAUGCAAUGGUUUCUGGAGCCUGAAUGGUGGUCUUUACUUGCCCAGUGAACCCAAACUUAAAUGCAAUCUGAAUUUUUCAGUCUUAAAGGUGAGGUCUUUCAUCUCUCUUCAAGACACAUGAAGCUGCUGUCGUGUGUACCUGUAGGUCACUGCAGUAUGGUCUGAUAGAGCAGUUCAAGAUCACAGCAUGACAAAUUUGAUAUCUGCUCUGCUUAGUUUCAAACUGGGAUUAGAAAAAGCAGUAGGAGAGUUUUCCCACAGGUAGUCUCAUGGUAUGCACACCUUUCCCAUCACUGGACGUAAGUAGCACUUGAACAUAAACCCCAAGGACCUUCUUCAUCAGUCAGCAGGUUGCAGAAUUACUACUCUUUGAUGGUUAGGCUGGUCCAACCAUCACCUUUGCCAUUUUUCUGGAGAGAUCUGAAGAUGGUGGGUAAGAAGCUCAAGCUUGCUCUUACUGAAACACCUUUUUUGGUGGUACCUUUGUUAGCUUCUAAAUGGGCGUGUUUUCAGAUGGGACUGGUAUUGUUGUAGUUGCACUGUAAAGGAAAACACUUAAACUUCCCUAUGAUCUUCUUCCUGAGUGUUUUUCUGCAGUUCCUGCUUGUGAAGAUACAGAUUACAAAGAGAGGGCAUUUAGUAAAAAUAUUGGGAACUAUUAACUCCAGUACUGAACUUAGCCAAGCUACCUGUGUGUCAUCUGUCCUGGGUCUGCCGCAAGUUCCUGGACCACAGCCCUUUGACAUGUGGUGCCUUGCCCUUUUUCUCCUCCUCCCUUCACAUCAGCUUAUCUAGAGACUUCAGUAACAGCUCUGUCAGAGCUUUUAGGGCUUUGCUUUUUGGUAAGUGAAUUUUUAGAUACCAGGUAUCAAGGCACAUCCUUGAUGUACACUGUACAAGUGUGUGCUGACUUAAAGGACCUUUGUGGCCAGCCUACAACAGUCUAUUUCAAGGCAUAAAAUAACAAUGUAUAUAAGCAGUGGAUCAUUUGUAGCUCCCUGCUCCUCCAGCAGUUGGAACUGAGUCACAGAAGCAAGGUUUGCUUUGCUUAGUGUGUGAUUUGUUGUCUUACAGUCCCAAAGCUCCUGUGUCUAUUAACACUCCAGCAGCAUAGCUGGAGGUAGAUUAAGUGACUACAUCUGAAAAGAAAGAGCAGAGAAGAGUAACAUCUUCAGGAUUUAAUUACCAAACAGUUUAGUCACUUGGAUUGCUUCCAAUUUUUUCUGGAAAUACUAUGCCUGUCUGGAGCUUAUUGAAAUUCUUUUUUUUUUGAGACCACAGAAGGCCUGAGCCUUCUGCUGCACAUAGAAGUCAUUUGUUGUAAAGAGCAUCUUGUUUCUGGCUUUAGCCAUACUCCUUGUGUCCUUACUCCUUAGGUGGGUCUGUUCAUUGGGAAGGUUCUGGAGUCACAGUGACUCAAAGCAGUGUCUCCUUCGUGGCUUCUAGGUGAAAAGCAAAAGCAGCCCUUCUUGUUGUGAGGACUUUGAGUUUUCUCCAAGCUUAGAAUGCCUCAGAGCAGAACCAGCCCAAGGUGGGGGAGCCCUGUAAAUGUAUCCUCUUCUCACUGGGAGUGGGCUUGACACAGGCCUGGACUUGGUCAGCUUUCUAUGCUGUGGUGUGGAGGGGUUUUUAGAGUUCUCCUGAACAUCUGUACAAGGUGGCACAAAGCCUUUUUGUGCCUUGUCUGAAUGACAAGGUUGCAUUGUAGUCAAAGCUCUUUUGUGACUAGAGAUGAGAUACAGAACUUUCUUCUAGGAUCUCCACUAUAGUUCUACUGGGAUGUUGACCUUUCUUCUGCCAACUCAGAAGUCUUUAAAAGAAACAAAAAGCCAAACAAAACCCAUGCAUAUUUAAAACAACCAAACCCUACUGCUUAGCCCAAGUCAACAGCUUUCCAAAGGAGCAUAUUUUCUCAUUGUGUUACAUGGCAGCUUGACCAUAAUUCCUAGUGACAGAUCACUAGAUGUUCUUCUUGAGAAAGAAUAACCUCUUUUCCCUGAAAUUUCCAAGCCAAAGAGGUGUGUGACGAGCUUGGGAAGAGGAGACCUGUGCUCUUGUUUAGCUUGUGCAGCUGUGUUAGAACAGGCAAAAUGACUUCUAAUGUUCUUGGUGAGCAGUUGACUACGAAAACAUUUUCAAUUUGGCAAAAUUAUAUUCUGCAACCAUCUUUAAAUGCUGCCGUGAAGAAACUUGUAUAUUGAGACACCCUCCCUGCUACCAUGUUCUGAGUCAGAUUCUCUGGAGCUGAGAGCUGCAGGGGAGAUGAUUUGCAACUAGCAAUGCAAUUUUUCUAUAUCUGCUGAUGUUUACCUUUAAAAUUAUAUAUAAAUAUAUAUAAAACAAUGUCUUUGAUUUUUUUCAUUAAUUUUUGUUCUUGUGUGGUGUGAAAUGGAAGUCACUGCAAAACAAAAUGUAAUUUUGUUAUCUUUGAUUUGGUGGGAUUUCUUUAUUUAAAAAUAAAGGACUUACUGAAGUCAGUGGUACAUCUAG
Molecule: messenger RNA, 6280 nt
Organism: Myiozetetes cayanensis
Lineage: Eukaryota; Metazoa; Chordata; Aves; Passeriformes; Tyrannidae
Gene: ABHD2
Product: abhydrolase domain containing 2, acylglycerol lipase
Exons: 11
Coding region: 149-1426 (425 amino acids)
Biological process (GO): steroid hormone receptor signaling pathway; medium-chain fatty acid biosynthetic process; sperm capacitation
Cellular component (GO): sperm flagellum; sperm plasma membrane
Molecular function (GO): monoacylglycerol lipase activity; acetylesterase activity
Source: RefSeq, a predicted model, not a curated record